This is a messenger RNA of Leptopilina boulardi, 2532 nucleotides long. It is a transcript of the gene Pak3, whose product is annotated as serine/threonine-protein kinase PAK 1. The record is from RefSeq and is a predicted model, not a curated record. Lineage: Eukaryota; Metazoa; Arthropoda; Insecta; Hymenoptera; Figitidae. Gene Ontology annotation, molecular function: ATP binding; protein serine/threonine kinase activity. The transcript is spliced from 3 exons. Gene Ontology annotation, cellular component: cytoplasm. Bases 484 to 2040 code for a protein of 518 amino acids. Gene Ontology annotation, biological process: regulation of axonogenesis; regulation of MAPK cascade; protein phosphorylation.
CGCGCGUCAUUCUUGUCAUUCUCAGCAUCAUUGUCAUUUUUAGUGUUACACCCAUAUAUAUAUACUACAGUAUAAUUUCAAGUAAAAUUUUAUACAUUAUUUAAAUAUUUUAAAAUCUAUAUUGAUAAGUGAACAACGCCUUUUAUUUGUAUACCGGAUGAUGAUAAAAGGCGCUUUGUUUUGAAAUUGAAUUUCCUAAGUGCAGUUAAGUAUAGUUCGAGGUGCAAUUAAUUGAUCGUGAUUAUACAAAUGCCAUAAAUGGCACAUGGAUGUGUCAAUGAGUGUUUAAAAUAUUUUAAUGUGCUCGGAAAAUAUAUUUUAUAAAUAUAAUACAUAUAUGUGAAUCAUCAAUUUUAGCCUAUAGUGUAAAUGAAUGUGUUACACUUAACCGAUCUAACCUAUAAAAUCAUUUAACUCUGUUUAAAAAAAAAAAAAAACUAAAUCAAAACGGAGCGACGAAAGUAUUUCCGUUUUCGUAAAAAAAUGAGCUUAAGCAUCAGUAAGUUUUUUUCUAAAAAGAAACAUCACAGUGGUAAUAAUUUGGAAACAUUAAAUACAGCUGCCGAAAUUGGACUUCCAACAAAUGUAUCACAUCAGUUUCAUGUCAGCAAAAAUAAAUUCACAGGACAACUGGAAGGUCUUCCAGAUCCAUGGAUUCGAUUGUUAAACACGCAAAUAACAAAAUCGGAGCAAACACAACAUCCUACGGCAGCAUUGCAGGCUAUUAAGUAUUAUAAUUAUUCGAUUAAGAGAAAACCACAAGAAGAGGUUUUUAAACCAUUUGUAACGCAAGAUCUUAUCGAGGAAGAGUCACAGGAAAUUGAUAAGAUUUUGGCGAAAAAAUAUCAAUCAGGCGGUUCUGAUGGUUCGGCUUCUGCAAGUUCGACUGAUAGUCAGAUUCAAAGGGUACCCGAGCUACCGCCAAAAUUGGGAAAACCACCAAAGCCAGCACCACGUCAACAUACAAGAACGGAGAAAACAUUGACUGAAAUUUUGGAAGAUUUAAGUAACUAUCAAAUCGAAGACAACGAUGAUGAUGAUGAGAAUUCACACAAUGAAAUUCAUGUGCCUCAAGAAACAUUUAUACCCGACACAGAGGAAAGUCCUGUACUUCGACGUAAAACAGAAUACAUUGUCUCAAGACUCGGUGAUGAGGAAGUAUUUGAUGAAUUAAGAAAAAUUUGUCACUGUGACGAUCCAAAUUAUCGUUUCAAAAGAAGUAAAGAAGUUGGCGCCGGUGCAUCGGGAACAGUAUUUAUUGCCACCGAUCUUAAGAAUGGCGAGAAAGUUGCAAUAAAAAUAAUUGAUCUUUCAAAACAAUUGAAAAAAGAACUAAUUCUCACUGAGAUUAAAGUACUCAAAGAAUUUCAACAUCCAAAUCUUGUGAAUUUUCUCGACGCCUAUCUUCUCGAUGAACAUUUAUGGGUUGUUAUGGAAUUAUUGGAAGGUGGACCAUUAACGGACGUUGUCACUGAGACAGUAAUGAAGGAGGCACAAAUUGCCGCUGUAUGCCGUGAAGUUUUAAAAGCCAUAAGUUUUUUACAUUCAAAAGGUAUAAUUCAUCGUGAUAUUAAAUCAGAUAAUGUUCUAUUGGGAAUGAGAGGCGAGGUGAAGGUGACGGAUUUUGGAUUUUGUGCAAAUAUUGUUGGCGAUGAAAAACGACAAACAAUGGUUGGUACGCCAUAUUGGAUGGCGCCAGAAGUUGUAACACGAAAGCAAUAUGGAAAAAAAGUUGAUAUUUGGUCAUUGGGAAUAAUGGCAAUUGAAAUGAUUGAAGGUGAACCACCUUAUAUGAAUGAGGCACCAUUGCGUGCACUUUAUUUAAUAGCAUCAGCUAAUGGUAAACCAUCAAUUCCAAGAUGGAAUACAUUGAGUCCAUUGUUUCAAAAUUUUCUCGAAUGUUGCCUAGCCGUUGAAGUUGAUGAACGUUCAUCUGCCGAUGAAUUACUUGCACAUCCAUUUUUAGACAAUUGUGCCGAACUGAGUAGUCUUAAUCCGCUUAUUCGAGCGGCGCAAAAAGUUUUACACAAGGCUUUUUAAAUUCCAUAUAUAGUUUAUUUUUUUUUUUUUAAUAAUUAGUAGAGGAAAGUUUACUUUCGUCUCUUAGACUGAGGGCAAAACAAUUUUUUUAAAAAAAAAAAAAGCCAAAACGAAAGUUAAGAAAAAUUAAAUUAAUAUAGGAAAUUAUCAAAUUAAUUAAUGAAUUAUAAAUGAAAUUCAUUAUUUAUUUUUCUAAAUAAAUUUAAAAGAAAUCAAAUUUCAUUAAUUGAAAAUGAUUUUGUUUAAAUACUCUCCUCUACUUUUCACAAAAUAGAAAAAGGGAACAAUUGUAGUGCCAGUCACAUUUUGUAUUAAGAUUUAGUAUUAAUUACCAAAACUUUUUAUCAAUUGAAUUUUUAAAACAAUUUUACACAUUUUGUAGCCCUUUUUAUUGUAAAAGGAAAAAAAGAAUAUGUGCCUGAGAGCAUUUUUUUUUAUUGCUCAACGCUAUUAAUCCAUGUAUAUAAAAUAUAUUAGAUUGUAUUUAACAAU